AAAUAGAAGGCGAUGUGAAUGUUGAAGGUUGAACGUGAGUUUGUGGGUGAGUGAGAAUGAUGGUAAGAGAAAAUGGAGAAUACUAAGAUCCGACGUAGCACCACAAUAUCAGCCCCUCCGUGGAAACCCAAAUGUCCUAUGAUGCAUCUUUUCAUAUCAUAGAUAGACUCAUUCACUCGUCGUUUCCUUCACAAAUCACAAUCACACAGGGAAAGAAAGAAACCAAGAAAGAAAGGACCUUUUUGUUUCACGUGCUUCAACUUCUUCUCUUCUUUCUCUACAACUUUACACUGUAAACCCAGAGAAAAAUAAAAUAAAAUAAUAUCUCCAAACUUCUGGGGGAAUUUUGAGCAAGACUAUUGCAAGUGCUAAGAUUUUGGAAGAUGUCUUCCAUUCCGAAAGGAGGGUCUCACAAAGGAAGUUUAAAGAGUUCAGAGGCACAUGCUAGUGUAGCAGAAAAGGAGGAAUAUCAUUUCUCAAAAGCAAUAGAUAGGCCCAGGCCGGCUUUGAAUAUAGACAGACAGAGAUCAUGUGAUGAAAGAUCACUGAGUGAACUAUCCGUAGGCUUUUCUCCACGUCAUUUGAUCUCAAAAAUUGAGUUCACAUCUCGCCUGGCAGAACAUGUUGAUCAUAUACAUUCCCCUCUGUCAAAGUCUGGCAUCAAUACUCCAAGAUCAGUGCCAUGGGAUUCACAUUCAUUAACAUCAGAAGCUUGGGAAGCUCUGAGGCGUUCCUUGGUAUAUUUUCGUGGCCAGCCAGUUGGUACAAUUGCUGCUUUGGAUAAUUCGGAUGAGCAACUUAAUUAUGAUCAGGUGUUUGUAAGAGACUUUGUCCCUAGUGCUUUGGCUUUUCUAAUGCAUGGUGAACCGGACAUUGUUAAAAAUUUUAUUUUAAAGACCCUUCGCCUUCAAUCGUGGGAGAAAAAGAUUGACAGAUUCCAUCUAGCAGAAGGGGUGAUGCCUGCUAGUUUUAAAGUAUUCCAUGAUCCCGUCAGAAACCACGAAACCCUUAUAGCAGAUUUUGGUGAAAGUGCGAUAGGAAGGGUCGCUCCAGUUGAUUCUGGAUUUUGGUGGAUCAUACUACUUCGGGCAUACACAAAGUCUACGGGAGACUCUUCACUGGCCGAAGAACCUGAAUGUCAAAAGGGUAUGCGCUUGAUCCUGAGUCUAUGUCUGUCAGAGGGGUUUGACACGUUUCCAACUUUACUAUGUGCUGAUGGAUGCUGCAUGAUUGAUCGCAGAAUGGGUGUUUAUGGGUAUCCAAUAGAAAUUCAAGCAUUGUUCUUCAUGGCUCUAAGAUGUGCCUUGCAAUUACUUAAGCCAGAUGCCGAAGGGAAAGAGUUCAUGGAGCGAAUUGUAAAAAGGCUGCACGCCUUAAGCUAUCAUAUGAGGAGCCACUUCUGGUUGGAUUUGAAGCAACUCAAUGAUGUAUACCGCUACAAAACAGAGGAGUACUCACAUACUGCAGUGAACAAGUUCAAUGUUAUUCCAGAAUCUUUGCCAGAUUGGGUGUUCGAUUUCAUGCCGCACCUUGGUGGAUACUUUGUUGGGAAUGUGAGCCCAGCUAGGAUGGAUUUCCGGUGGUUUUGCCUCGGCAACUGCGUUGCAAUUUUGUCGUGCAUGGCAACUCCGGAGCAGUCAACUGCAAUCAUGGAUCUCAUAGAAUCACGGUGGGAGGAAUUGAUUGGGGAGAUGCCUGUGAAAGUAUGUUAUCCAGCUCUAGACAACCAUGAAUGGAUGAUCAUAACAGGGUGUGACCCAAAAAAUACUAGAUGGAGUUACCAUAACGGGGGAUCCUGGCCAGUUCUGUUAUGGCUUCUGGCUGCUGCGUCGAUAAAGACAGGGAGACCCCAGAUUGCAAGACGUGCCCUUCAAAUAGCUGAGAAUAAAUUGCUGAAGGACAACUGGCCGGAAUAUUACGAUGGAAAGUGGGGGAGAUACGUUGGGAAGCAGGCCCGUAAGUUCCAGACCUGGUCCAUUGCCGGCUACUUGUCCGCUAGGAUGAUGCUGGAUGACCCUUCCCAUAUAGGCCUUGUGGCUCUCGAAGAAGACAAACUACUCAAGCCUUUGCUCAAGAGAUCAAACUCAUGGACUUUGUGAGACUCACUCACGGAAAACACAACAACACCACAUUGAUGCUUUCUAUGUUGCAUUUCUUGUGUUUUCCUGUUCCUUCUCUCCAAACCUUAACGCCAUUUUCUUACAAACAAUUAUACCUCACUACAAUCUCCUACUCAUAUAUUGCUGU
Vigna radiata var. radiata (mung bean) is the source of this 2247-nucleotide messenger RNA. RefSeq names its product probable alkaline/neutral invertase F. The record is from RefSeq and is a predicted model, not a curated record. Gene Ontology annotation, biological process: sucrose catabolic process. Lineage: Eukaryota; Viridiplantae; Streptophyta; Magnoliopsida; Fabales; Fabaceae. The transcript has 5 exons. Gene Ontology annotation, molecular function: sucrose alpha-glucosidase activity; endo-alpha-N-acetylgalactosaminidase activity. The coding region runs from base 384 to 2099 and encodes 571 amino acids.